GAAACUGAAAGUGGAUACUAGAACACUGGUCUGGCGGCGACAGAGCAGGUCAUACGAGGACGAGUGUUGCUGUGAAAUGGCAGGCAAUACAACUUCAGUAACCCGCAGAACACUUGCUUUAAUUUUAUCAGUUUGCGUCGACCUCUCCUUGUUUUACGCAUCGGGAUGUGUAGUGACGCACAGCGUGUUUGGACAUGUUGCGAGUCUCUGGGUUUCUGCGGCUCUCCGGUGUUUGGCACUCAUUGCUGUAACUCUGCUCAUCCUCGGAGACCUCAGCCCGUUGCUGGUUCGUAUUAUAACGGCGCACAGUCUGCUGCCCGCGGUGUUUGAGACCGGAGCCAACGCUCUCUACCAUGAGGAGACACAAUGUGGCAUGUUGGCGGAUAUGCGCUGCUGGCUGAUGUGUACCGGAGCGUCGCUGGCCGGUGCACUGUUUUGGGAAGUCAUCAUCCCGGACACUGACGAUGCUGCCGCCGGUAAAGAGAAGAAGCAGAAAGCCAGAGUGCUGUUUAUGAGAGUCCUCCACCUGUACAAACCCGACUAUCUGCUGCUGCUUGGAGGACUUGUGUUCUUGACGCUGGCUGUUUUGUGUGAAAUGUUCAUCCCGUUCUACACUGGGAGAGUCAUUGACAUCCUCAGCAGUCAGUACCAACCAAAUGAAUUCAUAUCUGCACUCCUCUUCAUGGGCCUGUACUCUCUGGGAAGCUCUGUAAGUGCAGGCUGCAGAGGGGGGCUCCUACUUUGUGCCAUCAGUGGCUACACAUGCAGAGUGAAAGUCAAGCUGUUUGGGGCUUUGACCAAACAGGAAAUUGGAUUCUUUGAGACCACAAAAACAGGUGAAAUCACGUCCAGGUUGUCUAAAGACACCACCUUGAUGGGAAGAACAGUGGCUCUGAACGUCAAUGUGCUGCUGAGGACAUUCAUCAAGACACUGGGCAUGAUCUCCCUGAUGAUGAAUCUUUCAUGGAAGCUCACAUUCCUCGUAUUAAUGGAGACGCCUAUCACUGGCCUCAUUCAGAACAUCUAUGACACACACUACCAGCGGCUAACCCUGGCAGUGCAGGACUCAAUGGCCCUGGCUAAUGAAGUUGCGAAUGAGGUAUUGUCUGGUAUUCAUGUUGUCCGGAGCUUCAACACAGAGAAACAUGAGGCCCGUCGCUAUGAUGACCGCUUGAUGGACACACACAAUAUCAAGACCCGUCGGGACACUGUCAGGGCUGUUUACCUACUCGCACGGAGGAUGACAGGGUUGGGCAUGCAGGUCUUUAUGUUAUACUACGGCAGGCUGUUCAUCCGGAGUGGACAGAUGACAACUGGCAACCUGGUUUCCUUCAUCCUCUACCAAUCAGACCUUGGAGACAACAUCAGGACAAUCGCCUACAUCUUUGGCGACAUGCUGAACUCGGUAGGUGCUGCUGGGAAAGUGUUUGAGUACCUGGACCGAAAACCUCAGGUCAGCAUGGAUGGAACACUCAAACCUGAUCAACUGACGGGAAACAUCAGCUUCCGCCAUCUUAAUUUUGCCUAUCCUGCGUGCCCAAACAAAACAGUGCUGCAGGACUUUUCUUUGGAGCUGAAGUCAGGUCAGAUGACGGCACUGGUGGGUCCAUCUGGAAAAGGAAAAAGCACCUGUGCGAGUCUGCUUGAGCGAUUCUAUGAGCAGCAGAGUGGAGAAAUCCUAUUGGACAAUAAACCACUGAAAUCCUAUGACCACCGUUUCCUUCACAAGAAGAUUUCAGUGGUGAGCCAGGGGCCUGUGCUCUUCUCCGGCUCCAUCAGAGACAACAUCGCCUACGGGCUUGAUGAAUGCUCAUUGGAUGAGAUCCAGAAAGCGGCACGCAAAGCCAACGCCCAUGAGUUUAUUAUGCAGCUGGAAAAAGGCUACGAUACAGAGGUGGGUGAGCGUGGCGGCCAGUUGUCUGAGAGCGAGAAGCAGAGGAUCGCCAUUGCUCGAGCUCUGGUCAGACAACCACAGGUCCUCAUUCUGGAUGAAAUAACCAGCUCUCUGGAUGCAGAGAGUGAAAACAAGAUUCAGCAGGCCCUGGCUAGUUGUCGCAACCAGACCCUGCUGGUGAUCGCUCACAAGCUGAAGACCAUCGAGAGGGCAGAUCAGAUCGUUGUGAUCGGAGACGGCAGAGUUGAGGAGCGAGGGACUCACCAGCAGCUGAUGGACAGGAAGGGGAGCUACUACAAACUGAGAGAGCAGCUCUUCACCGAGGGAAAGUCACCACAGUGACACGCUGCUGUCACUGAGCUGAUGCUGCAGCGCCAUGUUUUCUGUGAGAGAAAUGUUCUGCUGUGCUGCACGUGUUGGACAGCAGGACCAACAGCAGCUAACCUGAUACAAAUGGAACCUGGAGUUUAUGUAAAUAUUUUUUUUUAUAAAUAGGUAUAUUGAAAAUGAAAGAAUAUAGAUGAAUGUUAGUUUUUUCCAGAAAUGUAUGUAUUCUGUAACGUGCUAAAAAGCACCUUCUUAAGUUUAGAAGUAUACUUCUGUUCUUAUUUAUUUUGCUGACGGUUGGAAUUACAUUAGAUAUUGUAAAUUAAUUAAAUUAAAUUAAAUGUACAACUGACAUAAUGAUGGAUGGAUAUAUGUCCACUAUAUAUUCCAUUUCAUGUCCUUAUUUUUGGUAACAAUGAAUUAAAGUUUGACAGCACACA
Perca flavescens (yellow perch) is the source of this 2661-nucleotide messenger RNA. RefSeq names its product transporter associated with antigen processing, subunit type a (gene tap2a). Bases 77 to 2236 code for a protein of 719 amino acids. The transcript has 11 exons. Gene Ontology annotation, biological process: transmembrane transport. NCBI's taxonomy places the organism in Eukaryota, Metazoa, Chordata, Actinopteri, Perciformes, Percidae. Gene Ontology annotation, cellular component: membrane. The record is from RefSeq and is a predicted model, not a curated record. Gene Ontology annotation, molecular function: ATP hydrolysis activity; ATP binding; ABC-type oligopeptide transporter activity.